This is a messenger RNA of Drosophila nasuta, 2485 nucleotides long. RefSeq names its product AMP-activated protein kinase alpha subunit (gene AMPKalpha). Gene Ontology annotation, cellular component: cytoplasm. Gene Ontology annotation, biological process: intracellular signal transduction; protein phosphorylation. The coding region runs from base 388 to 2181 and encodes 597 amino acids. NCBI's taxonomy places the organism in Eukaryota, Metazoa, Arthropoda, Insecta, Diptera, Drosophilidae. The transcript has 3 exons. The record is from RefSeq and is a predicted model, not a curated record. Gene Ontology annotation, molecular function: protein serine/threonine kinase activity; ATP binding.
GCGCAAAAAAAAUAAGAAAAGAAAAACACACACAUAAGAAGAAAACUAAGCAGCUGAAAGACAAUAGCAGGACCACGAAUACGACACCAAAACGUGAUUUAUUUACAAUUUAAUUGCUGGCGCAGUGCUAAACAAGUUCGUGUGCGUCAGCAGCAGCAGCAGCAGAAGGGGAGCGAGGAGUGCGGCAGCAAUAUAUCGUGGCGCGCUGAGCGCCCCUCACCUCUUCCGCCCCAAUCACAAAGCACAACAGAAAGAAGCAGCAGCGAAUUCCAACUGCGAUUCCCAACAACAACAACGGCGAUUCUCAUAGCCAAUUCCCGAUAACCUUCGAUAACCAAUUUGGCAAUCGAAUUGUGAGUGAGCGAGCGCGAGAGCGAGACCGACAAAAUGCCACAAAUGAGAGCCGCAGCCGCUGAGGCGGCGGCAGCGGGCAGCGCCAAUGGUCAGCCGCUGGUGAAGAUCGGACAUUAUCUGCUGGGAGCCACAUUGGGCACUGGAACGUUUGGCAAGGUGAAGAUCGGCGAGCAUCAGAUCACGCGACUCAAGGUCGCUGUUAAGAUACUCAACAGGCAGAAGAUCAAGAGUCUCGAUGUCGUUGGCAAAAUUCGACGCGAGAUUCAAAAUCUCAAACUCUUUCGCCAUCCGCACAUCAUAAAGCUUUACCAGGUUAUAUCGACGCCCUCGGAUAUCUUCAUGAUCAUGGAGUAUGUGAGCGGAGGCGAGCUCUUCGAUUACAUUGUGAAGCAUGGGAAAUUGCAGGAGCAUCAGGCGCGUCGGUUCUUCCAGCAGAUCAUCUCGGGUGUGGACUAUUGCCAUCGCCACAUGAUCGUGCAUCGCGAUCUCAAGCCCGAGAAUCUGCUGCUCGAUCACAACAUGCAUGUGAAGAUCGCCGACUUUGGCCUCUCCAACAUGAUGCUGGAUGGCGAGUUUUUGCGCACCUCUUGCGGCUCUCCGAACUAUGCGGCACCCGAAGUUAUCUCCGGUAAACUGUACGCUGGACCCGAGGUGGACAUCUGGUCAUGUGGCGUCAUACUCUAUGCGCUGCUGUGCGGCACAUUGCCGUUCGAUGAUGAGCAUGUGCCGUCGCUGUUUCGCAAAAUCAAAUCGGGCAUCUUUCCCAUACCCGAGUAUCUGAACAAACAGGUGGUGAAUCUGGUGUGCCAGAUGCUGCAGGUGGAUCCGCUGAAGCGUGCCACCAUCGAGGAGAUCAAGAAGCACGAAUGGUUCCAAAAGGAGUUGCCCGCCUAUCUGUUUCCCUCCUCCAUCGAGCAGGACUCGAACGUGAUUGAUACAUAUGCUGUCGCAGAGGUUUGCACCAAGUUCGGUGUGAAGGAAUCGGAGGUGCACAAUUCGCUGCUUAGCGGUGAUCCGCACGAUCAGCUGGCGAUCGCCUAUCACUUGAUCAUCGACAACAAACGUUUCGCCGACGAUGCCGCCACCCAGAUCAGCGAGAUUAACAACUUCUUUGUGGCCGGCUCGCCACCGCCGCCGCCACCAGCAACCGCCACAUCAAACGCAGCUGCCACGCUGGGUCCUGGGAUGGGACACUCGCCGCACGACGGCAUCGAGUCGUCGUCGGUGGCCACGGUGACCAUUGGAGGCGGCACAGCCGCAAGCUCGGGCAGCGCGACACCGGUGCACAACGGACCCGGAUCGAAUCCGGCGAGUGCUGUGCCCACCAUACGGCCGCAUCCGGAGCGCAUUGCUCCGAUGCGUGAGCGUCAGCUGGCGAUGAGUGUGCAGAACACCGGAGGAGCCGCGUUCCCCGAGAAGACGGCUCGGGGUGGGACGCCGAUUAAGCGGGCAAAGUGGCAUUUGGGCAUCCGAUCGCAGAGCAAACCGAAUGACAUCAUGCUCGAGGUGUAUCGGGCGAUGAAAGCUCUGAGCUACGAGUGGAAGAUCAUCAAUCCGUAUCAUGUGCGUGUCCGGCGGCAGAAUGUGAAGACCGGCAAGUUCUCGAAGAUGUCGCUGCAGUUGUAUCAGGUCGAUGCCAAGAGUUAUCUGCUCGACUUCAAGUCGCUGACCAACGAUGAGGUCGAGCAGGGCGACGAUGUCAUCAUGGAGAGCUUAACGCCGCCGCCUUUAAGCGUCAGCGGUGUGAUGCCGUUGCAGCCGACGGGUCACCAUACCAUGGAGUUCUUUGAGAUGUGCGCCGCCCUCAUCAUACAGCUGGCGCGUUAAAGAAGCACCUCCCCAAAAAUAAUACCAAUAUUAUUACACUCUAUGAUUAUUAUCCUCUUUACUAUACAAUUUGUUUCGUCUGCGUUUUCGAUUUAGUUUUUUUUUUAUCGUGUUGCCAAGUCCCACUUUAUUUUGAGUGUCCUAACUAAUUAAUUAUAUUAUGCUACAUUAUUGUAUUACGCAAAACAAUGAAUUGAAAUCAGUUUUUAGCAUUGUAUUCGGCACUUUUUCCCCCCUCCACUUUUCCCGUUGUUAAACUAUUUGCUAAUGGUAUAUAAGUGCAAAAUACACAUUAUUAUUAUUA